Dromaius novaehollandiae (emu) is the source of this 4130-nucleotide messenger RNA. RefSeq names its product schlafen family member 13-like. The transcript is spliced from 6 exons. The record is from RefSeq and is a predicted model, not a curated record. Bases 312 to 3065 code for a protein of 917 amino acids. Lineage: Eukaryota; Metazoa; Chordata; Aves; Casuariiformes; Dromaiidae.
GGGAGAUUUCUAGGCCUUUCCUUCUCUCGCUCCCUGGCCCUGAUAGGCUUUGGCAGCCGGAGGGGGGAGGGCUGGGUCCCUCCAGAGACUAGUUUUGAACUUUGGCUGGAAAGAGCCGUUAGGUGUUUGAAGUCUUUGCGGCAGCUUUGUCACAGCUAAGCGCAGAGGAGAGGAAACGAAACCAGCAAAAAGGAGUUUUUGUCCGCAGUGCAAAGUUAGCAACCAGCCAAGAUUCAGCCACCUGACUUGCAAGGGUAGCCAAAGAGAGCUGAAAGUAGAAGGGCUGGCGAGUCUUAAGAUCCAGGCCCAGAAUGGCCCUUGAAGAGAACCAACAGCAGCAGGCCUGGGUUGAUUUAGCCACAAACUACCCUGAGGUAGUUGUGCAAGUUGGAAAAAUAUGUUUUGGUGAAAAAUCAAGGAAAAGGAUAUCAAAACAGUUAAGACAAGAUCAAAAAUACACACUUGCCCGUGCAGUGUGUGCCUUGCUAAACUCUGGAGGAGGUGUGGUAAAAGCAGAAGUUGAAAAUGAAAACUACAACUUUGAGAGAGAUGGAAUCGGACUGGAUGUAGAAGAGAUUUUUCGGUCUCUUCUUUUGUCACCAGACUUGGCAAAAUACCUCGACUUCAAACAGCAAGAUAAUUACCUUUUGAUUUUUAUUAAAACCUGGAGCAGUGAAAAAUCUUCCUUAAACUCUAGUAGUGCAAAGCCACGUAUCUGUAGCCUGACUUCUGGGUUGUAUGCAAAAUGUGGUGCUUCUCUUUCCCAUAUCACCCCUACUGAGGCUUUUGGAUUCCUUAAAGAAAAGCAAGCUGAAGCCAGGAGAGGGCUGAGCUCAGGACCAACUGCUAAAAAAAGGAAGAUAAAGAACGUUGCAGGAAUUAAGGAUAUCACAAACAAUACUGUUGCUGAGUUAUUUAAUAGGAACCAGCUGCAGUAUGGAGAGACCUUGCAUUUCACCGAGUCGGGAGAUGUGGAAUUUAAACAUUAUUCAACUGAGAAGGUCUUGACUCGUGUUAAAGAGAUUCUGCCUCAGUAUAUAUCUGGAUUUGCAAACAGUCAUGGAGGGUAUUUAUGGAUUGGUGUGGAUGAUGAUAGGAGAGUACAAGGAUUCAGCAGCAAUGAUGAAGACCUUAAAAAAUUAAGCGACGUGAUCAAUUCCAUUCAAAACAAAUUAACCCUCUUCCAUUUCUGUGAUAAUAAAUGUGGACACAAAAUAAGGUAUGAACACAAAAUCCUCAAAGUAUACAGUGAGCCUGGAGAGCACUGUGGAUAUGUCUGCGCUGUGAAGAUUGAACCCUUUACUUGUGCCGCAUUUUCAGAAAAUCCAGAUUCAUGGCUUGUGGACAACAGCAGUAUCAGGAGACUGAAAGCGACUGAGUGGGCUACAUGGAUGACCUCCACUGAUCCAGAUCUUUCACAGUUUUCUGACACCUUUAAGCUAGAGCUCAGUCUGACAGAGAGGCCACCGCUUGCCAAGCCAGUUUAUUCACAUCAAGGCCUUGACUGCAUUGAUGAUCUUCAUAAACAACUGUUUCCAGUGACAUCCCACAGCAUAACAUACACACCAGAAAAACUCACAGAAGAUCUCCUCCAAGAGUAUCCAGGGUUGGCUGACUUACUAAAAGAACAAUUGAAGGAGCUUUCUGCAGGAGUUCUCAUAUUUUCCAGAAGCUGGGCUGUUGAGGUCGGCUUGCCAGAAAACCAAUUCGUGAUUUGUGAUGUUCUCCUAAUAGCCGAGGGUAGGCCACCUACCCUCUAUACAGUCUGUGAAUAUCCUAUCACUAAGAUUUUUUUUGACUACUCAAGACACACAGCCUGGAGGCUGAAGCAGAAAUUAGUCAACACCGGGGGCUAUAUUCACAAGCUAUGUAUAAUACCAAAGCUACUGACUUUGCUUCCAAAAAACUACUAUGGAAAAGAAUGGGAUCUGAAUAUUCAAGAAAUGUAUCCCCCAAACUAUAGUGUAAUUGACAGUGACAAUUUGAAUGCCUUACUGUGUGCUCUCACAGUAGCUUUGCUGAAUUUCCAGUCCUUUUUAAGUGACCAUCUUGGUUUUGAGUUUUUCAACCUCUUGACCGUCAAACAAUACCAGAUACUGUCAGAAAAUCUUCAUAAAACUAAGAAGCUGUAUGUUUAUGGCCUACCAGGAACAGGAAAAACUGUAGUGGCCCUGAAGAUCAUAGAGAAAAUAAGAACUGUGUUUCAGUGUGCAAAAAAUGAGGUUCUUUACAUAUGUGAGAACCAACCUCUGAGAGAUUUUGUGAGGCAGAAAAACAUUUGCCAGGCUGUUACAAGAAUAAAGUUUUUGACAGAAAGGUUUGAUGAAGUAAAGCACAUAAUAAUUGAUGAAGCUCAGAAUUUCCAAGAUGGGAAUGGUGACUGGUAUAACAAAGCCGUGACUUUGACUUCAUCACGACAUCUCCCUAAGCCUGGCAUUCUCUGGAUUUUCUUGGACUACUUACAGACAAGUCAUUGCUUCCCAACCGGUCUUCCACCAGUAGAAUGGCAUGAUCCUGUAGAGUCACUAACCACAGUGGUCCGUAAUGCUAACGAAAUCUAUGGCUAUAUAAAAGCAAAAAUGGAUGCUAUCGUAGAGAAGUCUGUCCUAAAUAUUCCCAAACAACGUUUAGAAGGGUUAUUAUGUAGGGCCACAUGUGCUCAUGCUGUGCGAGGCUGUAUUAAAAAAGAAAGCAAGCUAAAUAGAUAUGGAAUAGCAAAAUAUGUGGCAGAACAUUGUCACAGAUAUCUUAAAAUGGGUUAUGCUCAGAAAGACAUUGCUAUUCUGUGUUACAGAGAUGGAGAAGUAAGAGCAUACAGUGAAAUACUAGGAUCAGAAAUGAUGAAAUAUAAGCCAAAUAUAUCAUUGAGCAAAAUGGAGAGAGAGGUGGAAGAGUGCGCUGUUCUUGAUAGCAUCCGUCGUUUCUCUGGCUUAGAGAGAAGCAUUGUGUUUGGUAUUAUCCCGGUUCCUGUGCCCUACCAGGAGGAAAUUUAUAGAAACAUACUAGUCUGUGUAGCAUCCAGAGCUAAUUUACAGCUACAUUUGCUGUUUGAACGCUGUGUUUAGAAAACCAUCUAGGAUCCCAAGGUGGCCCUUGGAGAGGACAGCGGUUAUACUUUCUGAAAGUCUUUUGGCUCUGUGUAAAGUGUAGGCUAUCGUAAAGGAAAGCCUUACAAAUGGUUUGCAAACUUAGCUGCCCUUUGGAAGCCCUUACAGUCUGGUUUAAACCAAAGUUACAAAAAGGCAUGGAAAAGAGAUACUUCAAAUGACAGCAGAAUUACAUCACUCACUGAAGGCUCCUUUCGAGGACUUGCAAAGCCCUACUCUCAGCCUCCUGACUGCGCAGGAGUACGUUGGCAAGUGAAAGCCAGUAUGCCAGGACAGGAAACUGGAAUACUUUCUGGCUUUCAGCAGCUCAUUCCCAUACACGUGGUAAGCUACCAAACAGCUUAAGCAUCCAAUAUUGGAAGCCAUUUUUAAAAAAACAGCCUACCUUCAGAUACUCAGAAAAAAAAAAAGGGGGGGGGGGCUUCUGCCCAGGUUUCAGCUAGGAAAUACAAAUAAAUGGCUUCUACGAAAGUGGCUUGCCACUCUGAACUCCAGAGACGGUCAGUACAGGUUAGAAAACCCACAGCUGCAAAGAGGAGAAUUAGUGGACAAAGGAAACUUUGCAUAAAUGACUUCAGAUAGCAAUGGCAUUUUUGUCUUGGUUUCAGACAUACCAGCUAGGUAAAAAUACCUGUAGAGAGUUAGGUGCAAAUACUUUUGAAAGACAGAGCCAAAAUUCUUAAAACUGUGCAUCCAAAUUUGCAGGUCCUGUGAAAACAAACCAAAACAUAAACACUUAGUCUUAAUACUGUUUUCCUUACAGUAUAAUAGCUGGAGUAGAAGGAUACUGAUCUGCAUGUGUGGAAUCACUGAUGUUUAUUAUGAUGAUCCCCCAUUAGAACUACUUUAAAGCACUUAAUUUUACACAACAAUGAUCUAAAAGUAAAGUUAUAGUAACUAUAUAUGGACAUUCCCACCCCCCCAGACUAAAGAAGGGACCCAUAAUUCUGUAUUUUAUAUAGCAUGUAUAAAGAAUCUGUGCUUGAAUGUAAAGAUUUACACAGUAAAUGCCAAUGUGAAAAA